UAGCAGAAGUCUGAGGCCAGGUGACCCUACGACUAUAUUCUUUUAUUACCAGAGAGGAAAAGGCAUUUUUAGAUUAACAUUUCGGACUAUACAAUUAAUUAACAUACAUUUAAUUUGUAGACCUGGCCAAUGGCAGGUCAAGCCGUGUUGUGUUUGUUGCUUUUGAGAUUAGUGGGUGUGGUCACUCCCCAGGUUGUGGAGCCUCUUUAUCCAAUAUCUGGAACUGAAAGCUCUCGGACAGAUGAUGGAAGUUCUCCACCAAUAACCUUGCGAAGAACUUUUGUCUAUUUUGGACAAACAUAUAAUACGAUUUAUGUUAAUCAUAAUGGCCACUUGACGUUUGAUUCUUCCUAUAGUGCACACACACCGGUAAGGUUCCCAAUUCAUGGACCCCGAGACAUGAUUGCUCCAUUUUGGACAGAUUUGGACAACAGAGAAAUGGGUAAAAUCCUCUACAACCAAUACACCAGUGGCAGUGUCCUUCAAAAAGCUACACAAGACAUCAAUACCUACUUUCCAAGCCUAAACUUUACUGCUGAGUGGGUCUUUGUGGCAACAUGGUACGAAGUGGCCUAUUAUUCAAAUUCUGGAACGAAAACUACAGCCCAGGCUGUGCUGAUCUCUGGGGGACAGUACUCCUUUGUACUCAUGAACUACGGCAUCAUUGCUUCAACUUCUCGGAAUGUGCAGGCUGGAUAUGAUACAAUAAACUCAGAACACCAUUACACCAUUCCUGGAUCUUUCUCAAGUGCUGCAACAGGCAGCAACUCCAAUUUCCGUCUCAACAGCAACGUUGAUGUCCCCGGACGUUGGGCCUUUCGAACGGACCAUGGGUCAAGAGGCUGCACCUUUAAUGGUGAACUCGUGCAAUUAGGUGAAUCGUUUUGGAGCGACUCCAACUGUGCACAGAAGUGCACGUGCACCACAACGGGCCUGCAGUGCUCUAACCAACCCUGCUCCUUCUCCCAAGUCUGCAUGCCAGAUUCCUUUCAGUUCUCCUGCCAGUCAGUGCAGAGACAAACCUGCACCGUCAGUGGUGACCCACAUUACUACACCUUUGAUAACAAAGUGUUCAGUUUUCAAGGGACCUGCACCUAUGUUCUCUCAGAACAAUGUCAGAAUGAGCUCCCCUAUUUCAGAGUAGAGGCCAAAAACGAGCACUUAGGCAGCACUCGUGUUUCCUGGACAGGACUUGUAAAAGUUUUUGUCUAUAAUGAAACUAUUGAGCUCGUCAAAAGAACCACUGGCAAAGCAAAGGUUAAUGGAAACUUUGUAGCAACUCCGUUUUCCCUCAACCAGGACCGUGUCCAGGUCUAUCAGUCAGGCAUGUCAAUGAUUGUCAGCACCGACUUUGGCUUGAUGGUAGCUUACGACAGAACCUAUUAUCUCAGAAUCAGUCUGCCCUACACUUACCAGAAUGCAACAUGUGGUCUUUGUGGAAACUUCAAUGAUAACCCUGGAGAUGACCUCCGAACUCGUGAAGGCGAGAUUGUCAGCUCUGAAGUAGUUUUUGCAAACAGUUGGCAAGUACCCGGUGAUGAUGAACCUGGUUGUGAACCACAGUGUGAAGGUCUGGAAUGUGCUGGCUGUAAUGCAGCUCAGACUGCUUUGUACAGCAACGAUGAACACUGUGGAAUCCUUCAGAACAGCUCUGGACCGUUUGCAGCAUGCCACCAAACACUUCCCCCACAAAACUUUGUGGACAGUUGUGUUUAUGAUCUCUGUGUUGGUGAAGGAUACCAACCAUUUCUGUGCCAAGCUUUAGGAGUAUAUGCAAGUCAGUGUCAACAAAAUGGUAUCCAGCCUGAAAGUUGGAGAAGACCUGGAUUCUGUGAAAUCCCCUGCCCAGCCAAUAGCCACUUUGAGUCUCAAGCAAGUGGAUGUCCACCAACCUGUGUUAAUCCUAACUCCACCCAAAACUGCCCCCUUCCUGUUCAGGAGAGCUGUGUUUGUGAUCCCGGCUAUGUCCUCAGUGCUGGAGAAUGUGUUCCUCAUGCUGAGUGUGGCUGCAGCUUUGAGGGUUUCUAUUAUCAAUCAGGAGAGACUGUUAUAUUGGGUGAAGACUGUGGGAGGCGCUGUAGCUGCACUGCUGGCUCAAUGACUUGCACCCCCUACAGCUGUGGCCCACAUGAAACCUGCAGUGUGGAAGAUGGAGAAAGAGGAUGCAGACCUAAUGGAUACGCCACAUGCUGGAUCAGGGGGGCAGGGUCCUAUCAAACAUUUGAUGGACUGACAUACCAGUAUGCUGGAGCAUGUAAACUGACCCUUGCCAAAGUAAUGGGAUCAUCUGAUCAUCCACACUUCAAGGUGACAUCAGAAAAGGUACCAAAAGGUCAGCAAGGGUUUGUCCAGAGUCUGAUAUUUGAAGCAGAGGGAAAACGUAUUUCCUUAGAAUUGGAACGCAACGCUAAAGUUACGGUUGAUGGUCAGCAGAUUCGACUGCCCUUCAGUUCUGGAUCCAACCACAUCCGCAUCUUCCACAGCAACACUCACAGCAUCAUCCUUCGCACAUCUUUUGGUUUGACUGUACAAACGGUGUGGCCUCACUUUGUGCGCAUCACUGCACCUGUGGUCUACAGCAGCUCACUUGGUGGACUCUGUGGAAACUACAACGAUGAACCCAACGAUGACUUUCAAACACCAAAUGGAACCCUGGUCCACAGUUCUCAAGUGUUUGGGGACAGCUGGCGAGAAGGAUCCCUGGCAUCUCACUGUGUGGACAACACAAUUCAUAAUUCUACAAACAAUUACAAUUCCAGUGACUAUUGUGGCAUUCUGAGUUCACCACAUGGUCCAUUCACUCCAUGCUGGGCUGUGGUAGAGCCAUCACAGCAAGUGGACGUGUGUGUGGACAUCCUCCGUAGAUCUGAAGAUCCUGAAUCAACUCUGUGUGAGGUUCUACGAGAUUAUGCUCUGAUGUGUCAACAACAGGGGGUUUCUCUGGGAGAGUGGAGGAAUUUAACUGGCUGUGCAUUAAAUUGCCCUUCAAACAGCCACUAUGAACUGUGUGGGACAUCCUGUCCCUCCGCCUGCCCCAGCCUCUCCUUCCCCUUCAGCUGUGACUCUCCAUGUCAGGAUGGGUGUCAGUGUAACGACGGCUUAGUCCUCAAUGGAAACCAGUGUGUGCCACCAACAUCCUGUGGAUGCUAUCAUCAAGGGUGCUACUGGCAAAGUGGGGAACAGUUUUGGGAUGGAGAAGAGUGUCAGAGUUUGUGCAGCUGUGACGGUGUGACGGGUGUGGUCCAUUGUGUGCCGCACUCUUGUGGUCCUGAGGAGGCGUGUCGAGUGGUAGAUGGGGAGUUUGGCUGCCAUCCCAACCCUCAUGGUACUUGCUCGUCUUCUGGAGACCCUCACUACAUCACGUUUGACCGCAAGGCAUACGACUUCCAAGGAACGUGCCGUUAUGUUUUGGCGACUGUAUGCAAUGUGACCAGUGGCCUCAAUGAUUUUUCUGUGGAAGCAAAGAAUGAGCAGUGGAAUGGUCUGGCACUUUCUCUUGCUGCUGAAGUGUUUGUCAAAGUGUGGGGAUAUUCAAUACAUAUUUCAAGGAAUCGACGUGGUGUGGCAGAAGUAAAUGGAAUAACAAGAAACUUACCAGUUCUCCUGAAUGAAAGCCGUGUGUCCAUCUACACAAGUGGAUCUCGUGUAUUUGUCAGUACGGACUUUGGCUUGACCGUCACCUUUGAUAGUUACAGCACAGUAGUGAUCACCGUUCCUCCAAACUACAGAGGAAAAGUAUGUGGACUUUGUGGUAAUUUCAAUGGCAAUAGAAACGACGACUUCCGAACCCCAAAUGGAACAGCAGUCACCACAACAGAUGCUUUUGGGGCAUCCUGGAAAGUACCAGGGAACUACACCUGCAGUGAUGGCUGUGGCUCCUCCUGUCCACAGUGCACGGACGAUCAAGCAGCCAGAGCUCAGUGUGAAGUGAUUCAGGCGCCGGAAGGCCCUUUCAGCUUCUGUCACGAGCACAUAGACCCAGAACCAUACUUUAACGACUGCGUGUUUGACGUUUGCGUGUCUGGAAAUGCAGGAAACGAUCUACUAUGCAGGGCAAUUGAGGCAUAUGUGAGUGCAUGUCAGUCUGCUAACAUCCGGAUCUAUCCUUGGAGACAAAACACCACCUGCAGCAUUGACUGCCCAGCAAACAGUCACUAUGAGUUGUGUGGAACAGACUGUGGCCACACCUGUGCCAGCAGCACUGAUGCCACCUGUGAGCAUGUUUGCUCUGAGGGAUGUUUCUGUGAUGAGGGCUUUGUGAGAAGUGGUACAACCUGUGUUCCUCUGGAAAGAUGUGGCUGCCAGUAUGACGGUUUCUACUAUAAUGUUGAUGAGUCUUUCUGGACUGAGGGUUGUUCCCAGCUAUGUGAAUGUCAUGGACCCAAUGACCUGCGCUGCUCUCCAGCAUCCUGCACUCCUGCACAACAGUGCAGCAUCAAGGAUGGCCAGCUCGGCUGUUAUGAUACAAUGUCCACUUGCACUGUGUUAGGAGACCCACACUACAUUUCCUUUGAUGGGGCAGUCACUAAUUUCCAGGGAACAUGCUCCUACGUCAUUAGUGAAAGUGUGAACCACGAUAACAAUGAAACCCAAUUCCAGGUAGUAGCUACCAAUGAGCACCGUGGCAACAAUUUUGUGUCUUUUGUGUCAACCGUGGACAUAUUCCUCUUAAAACAACAUGAGAGCAUACAUGUCUGGAUUGGAUCAAAUAGAAGAGUGAAGGUAAAUGGAAUAGAAGCUUCUCUUCCCACCCCUGCAGGAUCAUUUGCCCAGGUUUCAAGGCAGGGAAGCUACAUAGUCUUUGAUGCAGUUGACUUCAUUGUCCAGUUUGAUGGGCAACGGACUUUACUGGUCAGAAUGGGCCAAAACCGAGAAAAUAGAGUCACAGGGAUGUGUGGAAACUUCAAUGGUGAUCCAUCUGAUGAUAAAGUGUUUCCAAACGGCACAAACACCCGAAAUGACAAAGAGUUUGGAAACAGCUGGAAGUCCCCCAUAAGCCAACCAGGAUGUGGAUCCACUGAUGAAGAAAGUGAUGGAAUUGGGAACUGUCGCUUCUUGGAAGAAUACUCUCAACUCUGCAGCAUCAUCACCAACACCAGCGGUCCAUUCAGUGCCUGUCACCUGCACUCUGACCCACGGCCGUUUUUCUCUUCCUGUGUGUAUGAUCUCUGUCUCUACACUCCAGCCAAUGGCAUGCUGUGUUCUGCAGUUUCAGCCUAUGAGAAAACCUGCACUGUUUUAGGGUUGAACAUCCCAGAGUGGCGCCCUUCUUUGCACUGUGAUGAGUCAGAUCCCUGUGAACAGCUGGACUGCACAGAGAAUGAAUGGUGUGGAGAGAAGGAUGGUGUGUAUGGCUGUUUCUGUGAUGAGCACCAUCACCGACCCAACAACGACAGCUUUGACUCGUCCAUCACAUGUGUGAGCAGCUCGGGGACCUUGUCCCUCUCUCGCUGUCAGCUGUUUGAAGCCGGUUUCCCCCUCAGUGCUCUCCAUCUACGGGACGACUCCUGUAAAGGGACUCUCCAGGACGGGCGGCUGGUGUUCCACUUCAAUAAUGAUGACCAACUGUGUGGGACAGUUCUCAUGAGCAAUGGUACACAUUUCAUCUACGAGAACAGUGUCCAGGGAGACGUGGAUCCUCAUGAUGGUAUCAUCAGUCGUGAACAGAGCAUCCACUUGCUCUUCAAUUGUGUGUACCCUCUGGCUCAGGCCCUGUCUAUGGAUGUGGGCAUCAACCCAUUAGAAAGCAUUGUGAACAAGAGGCUUCCAUCUGGUGAAGGUCACUAUAGUCUGAGGAUGAUACCAUAUGAAGACCCCAACUUCCAAUCCCCUCUAAACCGGAACAGAAACUUGGAAAUGGAAAUAAACCAGAGGUUGUAUAUCGAGGUGCUAACUGAGGGGGUUGAUGAACGCCAGAUCUCCACCAUUCUGGACUCCUGCUGGGCGACACCCUUCAAUGAUGCCAACUACCCCGUCCGCUGGGAUCUCAUCAACCACGAGUGUCCCAAUCAGGCAGAUGGUACUGUGGAGCUCGUUCAGAAUGGCAUCUCCACUGCGGCUCGUUUCUCAUUCAAGAUGUUCACCUUCACCAACUAUUCCUCCAUCUACCUUCACUGUCAGGUUCACUUGUGUCUUUUGAGACACAGCAACUGCACUGCUCAUUGUUACCCGGGUCACCACACAAGAGUAGCAAGGGAUGUUCGCCACCAUGACACUGCAGCCAUCACGAUAGGACCUCUUCAUACAGCUCCAGGUGAAAGGAGGAUGAAGAGCAGCUGUCCAGACCUUCCUGCACCUUUAGUGAUUUUGAUUGUCAGUUUGAUUUUUGCCAAAACUCUAAUUUAGUCAUUGGAUGGAUUAUUUUUUUUUCCUUUUUAGUGACUUUAUUUUUGGUAAUUGUUUUACAGGUAAAACUCUUGUUUUUACAUAAGACAUUUGUAUCAAUAACACCUCUCAACACUAGAGGGCAGUAUAAGAUUCAAGGACAAAAUGAUUUGCAGCAUCAGUUUUUUGCAAACAAGAUUGUGUUAUUAAAUCAGGGGUAAAUUUAAGAAAAACUUUGAUAAUAAUAACAUUAACGGUUUUA
Messenger RNA from Oryzias melastigma (Indian medaka), 6586 nucleotides. Its product is annotated as alpha-tectorin. The coding region runs from base 130 to 6345 and encodes 2071 amino acids. Gene Ontology annotation, molecular function: protein binding. The transcript has 24 exons. Lineage: Eukaryota; Metazoa; Chordata; Actinopteri; Beloniformes; Adrianichthyidae. The record is from RefSeq and is a predicted model, not a curated record. Gene Ontology annotation, biological process: cell-matrix adhesion.